Molecule: messenger RNA, 2296 nt
Organism: Cuscuta campestris
Lineage: Eukaryota; Viridiplantae; Streptophyta; Magnoliopsida; Solanales; Convolvulaceae
Source: the annotation of a GenBank genome assembly
CAAAAGGCUGCGUCUCAGAUCAAAUAAACUCCAAAAGCUUUCACUCUGCCUUAGAAUUGUCCAGAAAUUUAAAAUUGAAUCAUCCAUCUUCCUCUCCCAAGCAGAUACACAUGGUGAGAACGAAGAUUGCUCUACCUCAGAGAUGGACCGGAAAAAGUCCACCAAAGAAGAAGAAGAAGAUAUUCAAGAAGCCCUCCUGGACAAAGCUUUUCGCCAUGCCUAGCACAUCGUCAAGCACUCAUACACCCAUCAACGAAGAAAGGGAACAUGCACCCGAUGAACUCCCUACUGAAGAGGAUGUGCUGAAGAACCCCAUUCUUCAGUCAACAGAGGUUCCUCUCUUGAAAUACAUCCCAUCAACCCUACCAGACAACGAGAGUUCUCAGAACCCUACCCAAGAAUCAAAAAGGGGGAUGUCUAUGGAAGAUGAAGAAUCACUGAAGGGGGUGUUUGAGCCUGAGUUUAUGGGUGAAAUACUCGAAGAAGAACCCAUAAUUGCAUGUUCAAACGUUCCAUUUCAAGAUCCAGAUUCAAAAUGCAAAGGAAGAAAAGAGAGGAAGAAAAACCUAUCUGGUCCAAGCCGAUGGUCACUGCGGAAAAUGAAAGACUCACCAGUUCCUGAUGACAAGUCUGAAGAAGAAAGGAAGGAACAGAAGAAUGUGUCCACUACAAAGGCAAAGAAAAGGAAAGGACAUGAUGUUGCUACUACGCCUACCAAGAAGGCCAAACCAUCUGGAGAAGCACAGACAAGCGGAGCAAGAAAGACAAGAAGCUCCUCUACAUCAAAGGUUGCUGAACCUGCUACACUCUCAGGAAAGUCAUCUUUGCACAAUUUCAUCUCAAUUUCUGCUAGAUCUCAUUUCGCUGAUAUUGCGAAGAAAUUUAUCAUUCCUCAAAGGAACUUGGAUAUAAGUGAUUUUAAAAAGAAAACCAACCUCCUGCCUGUUCUUGAGUCCAACAACUUGUUAAAAUCUGUCACCUUGCCUGGAUCUUAUGUCAAGAAAGUGAUUCAAGAAUUUUUCUGCAACUUAUCUGAUGCUUGUAUGACCGAUGAUGACCCCUCAUUUCACAAAGUCUUUGUCAGAGGAAAAUUCUAUAAUUUUUCUCCAACUGUCAUCAACACACUUCUGGGUACAACCUCUUGUUCUGUGGUUUCCCCCAUUGAUGAAGACACCAUAUGGCAUGAUCUUACAAAUGGUAUGAGAAAUUCACAACAUGGAAAAUUGAAAGUUCCUUCCUCAGUACUCAAGAGUUCUUAUGCCCUCCUUCUCAAAAUAGCUUCUUAUCACUGGCUUCUAACUACUCACACAAACAUAGUGCCUCUCUGUAUGGCCACUCUCAUCUACAGGAUUAAGCAUUGUAAACCUUUUGACUUGGGUAAAUUAGUGUUUGAUCAGGUCAUGACCUUUGCAGCUACAAAAUUCAAGACAAAUCAAAAUGGCCUUCCAUAUCCCCUGCUAAUUUACAAUAUCCUGAAAAGUCAGGGAUUCACUAAAGAAGACUGUGAAGAAGAAGAACAGGUUCCACCUUUGCUGCAAGCAGAUAACAGACACUUUGAAGGCAAGCAUUUCAACGACAUGGUUACAGCUAGAGCAUCCCCUGCAGCAAUACCAAAUCCAGCCUCAGUAGACAACCAGCUCAGUUUUCUUGAUAAGGAGAUCAAAUCCCUCCAAAUGGAUGCAGAUUAUCAUCAUGAAAUUGCUCAAAGAUCCACUGAAAGGAUGAAUGUGCUCAUUCAGAUUGCACACACCCUGAGGCAAACAAGGCAUGCACAGAGUAAGGGGGAGAAACUGGCUAAACGAAAGAAUGCUGCUGCACAUUCAGACACAGAAGAAGAUAUACAAGAAGACAGUGCAGAAGAGAUCUCUUCAUCAGACUCAGCAGGGGCCUCUAAAGAACCAUCAGAAGAUGCUAGUUCAGAGGAGUAAACAUUGCCUUAUUGAUAAUACUUUUGCUCCAAAAAAUUUUUUUGAAGGGUUGUUCUGCCCUAUUUUUAUGAUGCUGAAGACAUUACAUGGUUUUUGUUAAAGACUUAUCUGUGCUCUGUGACAAGAUGGUUUAUUCUCUAUGUUCUCUAUGAAGCUCUGGUUAUGACUUAUUGUGGCUCUGAUUUUACCUGCAUGCAUUGUGAAGCAACGACAGCACACGAGCCUACCCCUUCUCAGGGGUACUUGGCUCUUUCUGGCAUGACUGAUGUAGGUACAGCUCUUUAGAAUUUUCUUUCCUAUACCCUUAAUGUAUUGACAGUGGUAGUUUUUCGGGUAGUAAACCUUCCCAGUAAAGGGUUAGUUUUCUC